AUGGAGGAGGAGAACGUUUUAUGUGACGAAGAUAAAAGUGAUACUGACGAAGCUUUGAAGGAAUGUGAACGAGAAUUACAUGCAAUGCAAAAUGAGAAAUAUGAUAAAAGACCUCGAGAAAGUGACGGAAGCAGUGAAGAGGGUUUUAUAACUGUGUGUAAAACACCGAAAAGGCCAAAACACAUGUCUGGAAAUUCAACUAACACGAUUUUGGAAAUACAGGAUGAUUUGAGUGGAAUAGAAGAAAAUAAAUAUGAAGUUUGUUUAUUUUCAACUCAAGUUUUACCUAAACAAAUGGGUUUAGCAAGACUAUUGAAAGGUGAAGGUAUUACCAACAUAUGCAAAAUCAAAUACAAAAGUUCAUUCAAGACAUUUAUAACCUUCAAUGAUAGAAAACAAGCUGAAAACCUUCUGAUAAACAAAAAAAUUGCAGAAAUGGAUAUAAGAUCACAACUAACAGAUGAGAGCAACUUAUCUUAUGGCAUUAUAAGAGGAGUAGAUCUAGAUAUGAGCGAAAAAGAACUUAUGGAAGUUUUAAGUGCACCCUGUGAUAUCAUAUCGGUGAAGAGAAUGAAACGUGUGAAUUAUAAUGACAAAUGGGAAGACUGCGAGACUGUCCGGUUGGGUUUCAAAAGCAAAACGAUCCCACCAAGUGUAGACGCUUUUGGGUGCAAAUUUGAUGUCGAAAAGUUUGUAUUCCCUGUGACGCAAUGCUCAAAUUGCUGGAAAUUUGGACAUGUGAAGAAAUUUUGCUCUCUAAAUAGAAUUAUAUGUCCAAAGUGCGGUGAAAGUCAUAACAACUGCGAAACAAUGACAUAUAAAUGUCCAAAUUGUAAAGGAGCGCAUAUGGCAUUGAGUAAAAUAUGUCCUUUCUUUCUCAAGGAGAAAGAAAUUCGUUACAUAAUGAGUAAUAACAAUAUUACUUACAAAAAAGCGUUGGAACUUUUCUUGAAAGAUAAGAAGAAGAAAGAAAGAGAACAAGAAAUAUCAACACAAGGAAAAAAUGGAUUACCAUCAUCAUUCCUAUCGACAUCACGGCUGAACCAUUUAAGAACCUAG
Messenger RNA from Ostrinia nubilalis (European corn borer), 1059 nucleotides. RefSeq lists its product as uncharacterized. The coding region runs from base 1 to 1059 and encodes 352 amino acids. NCBI's taxonomy places the organism in Eukaryota, Metazoa, Arthropoda, Insecta, Lepidoptera, Crambidae. The record is from RefSeq and is a predicted model, not a curated record. The transcript has a single exon.